AUGUUGGAUUUUUUUUACAUUCUUACCAAAGGUGGACUUGUACUUUGGUGUGUACCAUCAUCGGCUACUCAAUUUAUCAAAAUUAUUAAUAAUGCUAUUGACAAAGCUGUUUUACAAGGUCAAGGUAGUGCACAAAAAUGGGUUGCACCAUUAAGUCCUCAUCAUAUUCAUUAUAAAUUAGAUAAUGAAUUUGAACUUGUCUUUAUUCUGGGUUAUCAAAAAACGUUAAAUAUAUCGUAUGCUGAUAAGUUCUUGAAUGAAAUACAAAAACGUUUUCGUGAUCUAUACAAAGAUGAUUUAACAAUUGGAGGUUUCAAUCGAUCGUUUCCAUUUCGGGUGACAUAUGAUGAAGUUCUUUCUGCUAUUGAACAAGAAGAUGAAGAGGCUAAAAACAUAAAACGUGCACCACGUUCUUAUGAAGAGACUGUUAAAAAACAGAGCACAAUUAAGAUAGUAACUAAAAAAGGUGAUGUAGCAACAGAAAAAAAGAAAAAGAAAAAACCUAAACAAAUGGCAACAUCUAACAAGCAAUCAGUAACUGAUGUUCAACAGGAAGAACUUGAAGAAGACGAAGAGCAAGAAACGAAUAAUAAUGAUGAAGAAAAACAGAUUGAAGAAACGAAAGACGAAUUAUCGGUUGAUACAGAUGAAAAAGAACGCAUUCCAUUAGAAGAAGUUCAACAACCAAUACUUUCAAUAGCUGAAAAAUUAUCAGCAGCUGGUAGAAAACCAGGACAAUUUACAAAGGCUUCAGCAACUAAAGCUUCACCUAAAGUAGAGAAAGGUAAAUCAAAAAAGGCUAUGGCUCCAUCAAAUGUCAGCAGAAUGGAUACAAAUGGACUUGAUUAUGGACCAAAGACAGAGAGAGAAAAAGUGAAUAAUGGUCGAACAAAUAUUACUACUCCAAUAGCUGAUCGACCUGAACAUGGAGAUUUAAAAACUAUGGCUGUCGAUUCACCAAGCCUUACAUCUGGUUUAGUCGAUGGUUUUUGGUCAAAAUUAAAAAAAGUUAAUGUUUUUGCAUCGAAAACAUUAACAGCUGAUGAUUUACGUACAGGCAUUGAAACAAUGCGUGAACAUUUAAUUGCAAAAAAUGUUGCAGCAGAUGUAUCUGAAAAAAUUUGUGAAUCAGUUUCAAAUAAAUUAGCUGGAAAAACCUUAGGUUCAUUUGAAAGUCUUACAUCAAAUAUUCGUCAAGCUAUGCGAGAUACAUUAGUUAUGAUAUUAACACCUAAACGACGUAUUGAUAUUCUUCGAGAUGUUGUUGAUGCACAACAAGCACGUCGUCCUUAUGUUAUUACAUUUUGUGGAGUUAAUGGUGUUGGAAAAUCAACAAAUUUGGCUAAAGUUACUUAUUGGCUUAGUGGAAAUGAUUUACGAGUUUUAAUAGCUGGUUGCGAUACAUUCCGUGCUGGUGCAAUUGAACAAUUAUUAACACAUGUACGUCAUUUAAAUAAUAUAUUUAAUGAAAAAAAUAUGCCUAUGAUUGAAUUAUAUCAACGUGGAUAUGGAAAAGAUGCAGCUGGUAUUGCUGCAGAAGCAAUUAAUUAUGCUAAAGAUAAAAAAUUUGAUGUUGUUUUAAUUGAUACAGCUGGUCGAAUGCAAAAUGACGAACCAUUAAUGAUUGCAUUGGCUAAAUUAAUUCAUUUUAAUAAUCCUGAUUUAGUUUUAUUUGUUGGUGAAGCAUUAGUUGGAAAUGAAGCUGUUGAUCAAGUAACGAAAUUUAAUCAAGCACUUAUUGAUCAUGCACGUUUACAAAGUAGUCCACGCGUUAUUGAUGGAAUUGUUUUAACUAAAUUUGAUACAAUUGAUGAUAAAGUUGGCGCAGCUAUAUCAAUGACUUAUACAACUGACAAACCGAUUGUUUUUGUUGGUACUGGACAAAAAUAUCAAGAUCUUAAAACGCUUAAUGCAGAUGUUGUUACUGAAGCUCUUUUAAAAUAA
Rotaria sp. Silwood2 is the source of this 1944-nucleotide messenger RNA. Lineage: Eukaryota; Metazoa; Rotifera; Eurotatoria; Philodinida; Philodinidae. The record is from the annotation of a GenBank genome assembly.